AUGAAUAGAAAUAGGAGUCGCAGUGAGCAGAAAUCACUCGUAGAGGGACACAUUUUCUCUGUACCGAGUAUUACAGGUAACCCAUUCACACCUGAGUUGGUCAGUGCUGUGCAUUUACUCCCCAGUCUUCAAGCUAGCCUAGGGGAAAUAACGGACUCACUUAGGACGAUCAGAAAUAUUACCGAGGAAAUAAGCGUUAUCAAGAAAGACUUGUGGGAAGAAGACGGGUUCGAUCAUAGAACCAAAUUGAUAGCCCAGCAGCAGGUAGAUGGAGAGGAUGAGCUUCAUCAGCUGAGACAAGAGAACAUAUCGCUCAGAGAAGACGUCAACAUGUUGAAAUCCAUAGUGAUUAAUCUGGAGAGAACAGUAAUUAAAAAUCAGAAUGAAAUCAUUGAUCUCAAAUCGAGAUUAAUGAAACAAAAUAUUUUGAUUCAUAAUCUCCCUGAAGAAGAUGGCGAAAAUCUAUUUGUUAAAAACCCAGAACUUAUCAAGACGCAUUUUAAAGUAGAUACAUCUUUCGCAAAUAUUCACAGAAACGGUCCAAAAAUACAAGGGAAGCCAAGAACCAUCACUGGGCGACUCAACAAAUUUACGGAUAAGGACUUGAUCCUGCAGGCACAGAGGGAGAACAAAAAUCAACGUACAGAACAAGCAGAGGAAAUCGACCAGAAUUCUUCCUUGCAACACAAUUCAACAUUCUUCAUCACGCCACAAACUCCAAUUGAAUUGUCAGAAAAUCGAAAGAAACUAUUAGAAUUAAACAACAAAUACUGGAAAGCUAACGUUAAGAUACGCAUUGUGGGAGAGAAACUUGUAUUCCCAAAUGGAAGUAUACAUAGAGAUAAAGUACAGAAACCAAAAGCAGAACAAAUCCUAGGAAUGGAUCAAGCAGAAAGAGAGGCGCUUAAGAAGAUUAAAGUGACGGAGUUGGAAAAAAAUGAAGGAGGGAACAUCUUUCGAGGGAUGGGGGGUAACAACGGAGUGCUAUAA
Saccostrea echinata is the source of this 990-nucleotide messenger RNA. RefSeq lists its product as uncharacterized. Bases 1 to 990 code for a protein of 329 amino acids. NCBI's taxonomy places the organism in Eukaryota, Metazoa, Mollusca, Bivalvia, Ostreida, Ostreidae. The record is from RefSeq and is a predicted model, not a curated record. The transcript has a single exon.